UCAAAUUCCCUUUGUAGUGCAUGAAGUUGAAUGUUGGAGUUGUCUGAGUCUCCUUGAAAUUCUGUUUUUAAAAUGUCCCAAGCUUCCUUUGCUGUCUUUGCUUCAGAAAUCCUCACCAGAAUUCUGGAGUCAAGAGCCCGUUGAAUCAAGUACAUUGCCUUGGCAUCCUUCUUAAGACUGUCAUUAAUUCUGGUUGCAUCUCCUUCUUCACUGAAACCUUUUUCUACUAGCUUCCAUAAGUCUUUUGAUCUGAACAUUGUCUUCAUCAUUAAUGCCCAGAGAUUAUAAUUUUCACCUUUGAAAUACGGUACAUCUGAAUCCUUUGCUGAAGAGGAGGAAGACAUUCUUAACUUAGAAUUUCAAGAAGCUAUCUCUGAUACCACUGAUAGGAUCAAGAACAAGACUUGUAAUUCAAAGAACAAACACUCAGACACUCAACUUAACAACUUCAGAUUCGUGUAUGAAAGGAAGAGAUAGAAAAGCAAAUGCAAAAAAACUCACCCAUCCAUUCAUUGAUAAACUGGGCAAUUAUACAAACAUCUGUUGUGCAUGCCAGUAGAGCAGCACAAUUAGCACAGCCAGAACAACCAUACACUUAAUACAAACUUACAUCAAAUUAACAGUAAAGCAUAAUGAAAGUACUACAAAACAUUCACAUAAAAACAUAUGCAGCACAGACAAAGCUUGUGACUGCACAUCUGCCCAGCUUCACAAUCCAGUCCACUAGCAAAAGCACUCCCAAUUCUCCAGGUUCUCACAGCAGCCUAGUGUCACCGGGUCCCUCUGAUCAAUACUAGACUUCAACAAUAUUUUGAUGCAAGAAAUUAAGUUAAUAAAUUGAAACUUGAUCAUGGAUGCAGCUUUCAAGAGUGUAAGACUGAGGAUGGGUGGAUCACUCCAAGAUCAGAUAUUUUACAAAGUUGGUAACUCAAAGGACGUUGCUAGAUGUCAAGAACUCAAGAAGGACCAGAAUGGGAGGUUUGGAUUUGGUGAUGGAUGUCUAACAAUGGAAAGAUGGGAUCAACUCAGUCACUUCUUCAAUAACACUGGAACUGUACUGACCUUCGGUCUGAAUGCACUAAAUGGCCGGAGAUUAGUCGGCAAAGAUCUCUACGUCGGAGAUUGGGAUCCUACCAAUGCUCAUGAUUUAAUCAACUACUCACUCUCAAGAGGAUACAAGGUUGAAUCUUGGGAACUUGGAAAUGAGCUUUCUGCUGAGGGAGUUUCAGGAAGAGUUACAGGAACUCAGUAUGGCAAAGAUAUGAUUGUUCUAAAGAAAAUCAUCACUCAACUCUAUGAAAAAUACAAUAAAACAUCAGAAAUGCCGAAGAUUUUAGCACCGGGAGGCUUCUUCGAUCCUGAAUGGUUCGCAGAUAUGUUCAAAGCAUCCGGCCUCGGUGUUGUUGAUGUUGCAACUCAUCACAACUACCACCUCGGCGCAGGCGUCGAUCCAACACUAUUCGAAAAGAUGCAAGAUCCGUAUGUUCUAUCGACGAUCGCUCAAACUUACAGUGAUGUCGAGCAAACACUCAAGAAAUUCGGCCCUUGGGCUUCUGCUUGGGUUGGUGAAUCCGGCGGCGCAUAUAACAGCGGUGGCCGAUUAGUUUCUCAUGCUUUUGUCAAUGGUUUCUGGUACUUGAAUGAACUUGGAAUGACUUCAUCAUUGAAUCACAAGGCCUUUUGCCGGCAAGCUCUCAUCGGAGGAAACUAUGCAAUCCUCAACACCACCAACUUCAUCCCCAACCCUGAUUACUACAAUGCUUUGCUGUUUCAUAGAUUGAUGGGAACUGGAGUACUUGAAACUACUCACAGUGGCUCUCCAUUCUUAAGAGCUUACACUCAUUGCUCAAGAGACAAGGUUGGAGUGACAAUGCUGUUGAUUAAUCUAUCAAAUUCAACUGGAAUUGAUAUAAAGAUUGCCAGUGAUAUGAACUUAUAUCCUCCAAGGUUGGAAAAGUAUGCAGAAGAGAUGAUGACUGGAGAGAGAGAAGAGUAUCAUUUGACAGCCAUGAAUGAUGAUCUGAAGAGCACAGUGAUGCUUCUUAAUGGAGUUCCAUUGAAUCUAACAAGUGAUGGAGAGAUACCAGAAAUGUUUCCAUUUAUUGCUGAUGCUUCUUCUCCUUUUCAUGUUGCUCCUUCUUCCAUUGCCUUCAUCAAACUCAAGGAGUUCAGAGCUCCUGCUUGUGAUUCUUAGUUUAGUUUAGUUUU
Dioscorea cayenensis subsp. rotundata (Guinea yam) is the source of this 2208-nucleotide messenger RNA. RefSeq names its product heparanase-like protein 2. The transcript is spliced from 7 exons. NCBI's taxonomy places the organism in Eukaryota, Viridiplantae, Streptophyta, Magnoliopsida, Dioscoreales, Dioscoreaceae. Gene Ontology annotation, molecular function: beta-glucuronidase activity. Gene Ontology annotation, cellular component: plant-type cell wall; membrane. The record is from RefSeq and is a predicted model, not a curated record. The coding region runs from base 851 to 2194 and encodes 447 amino acids.